AAAGAGUUUCAGAGACUUUGCGGUGACAGAAUCAAAUACAUAAUUAGUAAAAAGAACCUCUGAUCCUAUAUAUUCACAUGAUGCGGUCUGCGAAAUUUUCAAUCUGCAAUGAAUGUUCGUGCAACCUAAUUUUUGAACCCGACUGUAGAUAAUUAACAACUGUUUUACAGUCUCUUUUACGAUCUACUAACAAAGUGGAAAAUAAAUAUUCCCUAUAUCGCAUCAUGUCUUCAGAACAAGCAUUAUGGUCAGAGAGCGAAUAUCCUAAGUUACAGCCCGGUGUUCUUAGAUUGUAUAGCAACCGUUUCUGCCCUUUCGCAAAAAGGACACGACUCUUGCUGGAACACAAGAAUAUUCCACAUGAAAUUGUCAACAUUAACUUAGCUGAUAAGCCGAAAUGGUACACGGAAAAGGUCAGUUGCCUUGGAAUGGUUCCAGCAAUUCAGUGUGGUGACGUCAUAAUUUUUGACUCGAUCAUUGUCAACGAAUAUCUUGACUCAGUUUUCCAAGAUAACAGAUUAGUUCCAGAAGAUCCUUACAAAGUGGCAAAAGACAAAAUGCUAGCAGAAAUCUGGGCGAAGGUACUUAGACAAUGUGGGAAAAUGUUUACAUGCCAUUCUGGGAAUGAAUCUGAAGUCAUCCCUGAUCUGUUAGCAGAACUCGACCAUAUUGACGAGGAAUUAAAGAUUAGAAAUGCUCCGUUCUUUGGCGGAGAUAAACCGAUGAUGAUAGACUUUCAUAUCUGGCCUCAUAUGGAGCGUAUAGUACAUUAUUCCCAACUCUAUGAGGAGUGUAAACUGGACAAUGGAAGAUUUCGUCAUUUGACGCCAUGGAUUGGUCGAAUGAUGUCACUUCCGGUGGUGAUAAAAACUAAGACACCAUUAGAAUGGUUCCGAUUAUUUAUAGAAUCAGUGAAAGCUGGAAAAACUGAUUGCGAUAUUGGUUUAGCUGAAUAAGCUGUAGAAAAUAAUAAUCUGGACAUUGUUUUUCUCGGGAUCUUUACCAUUUUUGAAGUCUUCUUCAGCCCUAUAUUAUAUGCCUAAUACGGGUGUUUUAUGUCUCUCAUUCUAUUCAAACUCUUGUAACAUUAUUGUAUUCCGUCUCGGAGCCGUUGUUUUUGGAAAGCAACAUGUAACUUGGUUUUUUUUAAACAUCUCAUUGGUCUAUAUUUUCAUUUGUCUGAUUACUAUGUACAUGUUUUGUAACUACAGAGAUAAGACACAUUUUAAAGAUUAGAUUGUAUACAAAG
Molecule: messenger RNA, 1249 nt
Organism: Mercenaria mercenaria
Lineage: Eukaryota; Metazoa; Mollusca; Bivalvia; Venerida; Veneridae
Product: pyrimidodiazepine synthase-like
Exons: 5
Coding region: 225-956 (243 amino acids)
Biological process (GO): glutathione metabolic process
Cellular component (GO): cytoplasm
Molecular function (GO): glutathione transferase activity; glutathione dehydrogenase (ascorbate) activity
Source: RefSeq, a predicted model, not a curated record